Molecule: messenger RNA, 827 nt
Organism: Cannabis sativa
Lineage: Eukaryota; Viridiplantae; Streptophyta; Magnoliopsida; Rosales; Cannabaceae
Product: histone H4
Exons: 2
Coding region: 253-564 (103 amino acids)
Biological process (GO): nucleosome assembly
Cellular component (GO): nucleosome
Molecular function (GO): DNA binding; protein heterodimerization activity; structural constituent of chromatin
Source: RefSeq, a predicted model, not a curated record
CAAGCGCCAAAAUCCACCACUCACGAAUCCACGUCAUCGAUCUGCAACUAAACUUCCAAUCCAUCUCAACCGUCCAUUCAAAACCAUCCACGGUCCAAAACCCUUCUAAAACCCAUUCAACGGAUCAGGACCAUUUCUCCAAACUCAAAACCACUCCUAUAAAUACCAAUAAAUCGUCCCAAAAUUCCCAAAACACAGUUCUUUCUCUUUGGAAAAACUUUCCCAUUUCCUAAGAAUCUUGAGUCUUCAACAAUGUCUGGGCGUGGAAAAGGAGGAAAGGGUUUGGGCAAGGGAGGUGCGAAGAGGCAUCGCAAAGUGCUUCGUGAUAACAUCCAGGGUAUCACCAAGCCAGCAAUUCGGCGAUUGGCUCGACGAGGUGGUGUGAAGCGUAUCAGUGGUCUUAUCUACGAAGAGACCCGUGGAGUUCUCAAGAUCUUCUUGGAGAAUGUUAUUCGUGAUGCUGUCACUUACACUGAGCACGCCAGGAGGAAGACUGUGACUGCCAUGGACGUUGUUUAUGCACUCAAGAGACAAGGCAGGACUCUCUACGGUUUUGGAGGUUAAAAGCUUUUUCUUUGAUGUUGAAAUUUAAAGUCUUGCUGUCAAGAAAGAUUUGGGUCGUUUUUUGGGGAAGAAUGGGUGGUGUUUUUGUAUGGGGGUGUUAAUGUUGUUAGGUUAUUAGAUUUUUCUAUUUGUAAUUAUUAGUUAUUGGGAUUUUGUUGGGUUGUUCUUGAUUGUAAUUUCUAAUAUCUUGUUGGGUAUUGAAUCUUCAAUGGCAAUGGCAAUGGCAAUUCAAUUUCAAUCCAAUUUAUCAUUUUAGUACCCAA